Rhododendron vialii is the source of this 1845-nucleotide messenger RNA. RefSeq lists its product as uncharacterized. The coding region runs from base 304 to 1512 and encodes 402 amino acids. The transcript has a single exon. The record is from RefSeq and is a predicted model, not a curated record. Gene Ontology annotation, biological process: defense response. Lineage: Eukaryota; Viridiplantae; Streptophyta; Magnoliopsida; Ericales; Ericaceae.
GAGAAAUGAACGGCUCGGAUCAAUGGAAGUUCAAAUUAAAUUCGAGUUAUCGGCAUCAAAAUGAACAGCCAAAUCAACCGCCUGACGGUCUUUGUAAUGCGGUCUGCACCAUAGAAUUUCCAAACUCGUUUUGCUUACUCGUUUUGUUGCUUACCAUAUAACAUACCUUCACCAAAUAGUCAAAGGAUACUUCCAGCUUCUUUCUAAUCUAAACAGUAUUUUUUCAUCACUUUUCUUGAUUGGGUUUGGUUUGCUUUCUUCAAAAGUCAAAAGGGUACCGAUUUAGUUGGAUUGAGAAAUCCGAUGGGUUCAUCAUCAAGAAGAUCUCUGGAGCUCAAACUGAUGGGCUGCAAAGGUUUGCAGGCAUUCAAUUUCUUCCAGAAACUGAAAGUCUUCGCGGUUGUAUCCCUCACCAGCGACACUCCCGGCAACAAGCACCACCACCCUCUCCAGCAGCAGCAGCAGAGAACCAAAACGGAUGCGGAGGGAGACAAGGAUCCCGAGUGGAACCACGAGAUGCGGUUCGAUCUCGACGCGGUCGGCCGCGAGGACUGCGACCACCUCUACCUGCACAUCGACCUGCGCUACGAGUUCUUCGGAGAUAAAUCUCUCGGGGAAGUGCGCGUUCCGCUCACGGAUCUGGUUUGUGAUAGUGCUACUGGCCUUGGCGAGCACGGCGAGAACUGCGGCGUGGCUCGGUUCGUGAGCUAUGAGGUGCGCACUCAUGAGAAGAAGCCUAACGGAGUCAUCACUUUCUCUUACAAGGUUGUGAACCCACUUCAUGGUGUUGGUGGUUCUGCUACUGCUGCCGCUACCGCCACCACCACCGCCACGACUACCACUACUUAUGGCUAUAUCGAUGGUUAUACUGUCGUUACUCCUGUCGACGACCACCACCACCACCACCAUAGUAAUCAUGAUCAGAAUACUACUGCUGCUGCUGCUUCCGGUUAUAGUACUGUUAAUCAUGUCAACGGUGACCUCCUCCACCAGCAGCAACAGCAAAACCAAAACCAACACCACCACCACCAUCACCAAAGUGAUCAUGAUCAUGAUCAGCACUUGCAAAGUCCUUAUGGGCGGGCGGAUCAAGAAUUUUCUUACCACUACUCGGCCGUCGAAUCAACCGCGUAUGGAAUUCACUAUCCGUCCUUGGAACCGCCACCGUAUUUACCAAUGCCGGCGGGGGAAGGUUACAUGAGUUAUUCGCGGUUUGAUCAUCAUCAAUUUCAGUAUCCACCACCACCACCACCAUUUCAUCCACCUCCAGAGCUGACCCGGAUAUCGUCGCACCCAUUUCCACCACCUCAGCCACCACCCCCGGAGUUAACCCGGAUAUCGUCAGACCCAUUUCCACCACCACAACCACCACUUCAUCACCACCACCACCACCAUCAUCAUGCGGCGCAUGGAGCAGUUUACCCCCCACCCUCAACUGGGGAUCUAUAUGAACAAUCUUACGGUAUGUCUAGUAGCAUUUACUACAACGGGGAUGGAACACCCCGUUAUUGAACAAUUCGAGGCAUUCUUCACCACAUAUAGACAUACAAUUCAAAGCCUAGAACAGAAGCGAGGAGGACCACCACAAUGAUGGUGGCGGCGGCGCUGGUGGCGGUUGGUGCAUGUGUUAUGUUGUCAUGAAUGGUAGCUGAACGCGACCGCCCCCUUGUGAAUGGUAGUUGUCAUAUAACUUUUUUUGUUUGCUUUUAUUCCAACAGUAUGUAUGAAACCUUUUUGUUACAUCACUCCUACAGGCUUUCGUCUUAUUUUAUUUCUUACCACUUUGUAUUUACAUAUGGACAAGCCUCACUUUUGGCCGUGAGAAUUAAAGCCCCUUUCUCUUUC